This is a messenger RNA of Dipodomys spectabilis (banner-tailed kangaroo rat), 2094 nucleotides long. Its product is annotated as sperm motility kinase Y-like. The coding region runs from base 1 to 2094 and encodes 697 amino acids. Gene Ontology annotation, cellular component: cytoplasm. The transcript is spliced from 8 exons. Gene Ontology annotation, molecular function: protein serine/threonine kinase activity; ATP binding. The record is from RefSeq and is a predicted model, not a curated record. Gene Ontology annotation, biological process: protein phosphorylation; intracellular signal transduction. Lineage: Eukaryota; Metazoa; Chordata; Mammalia; Rodentia; Heteromyidae.
AUGAGACACCUUCAGAGCAUCAACUAUCGCAAGGAACAUCUCAAUGACCAUUACUGGGUUUUAAAAACCAUCGGAAAAGGAGGCUUUUCCAGCGUGAAACUUGGCUGGCAUAAGCUAACACAAACCCAGGUUGCCGUCAAAAUAGUUGCCAAAAAUGACCCACACUUAUCCUAUGAUUCUUCUGAAGCCAGUAUUAUGAAAAGGUUGUGCCAUCAGAACAUCAUACGGCUGUACCACAUCUUAGAAGACUCUAGAAACAUCUAUUUCAUCCUAGAACAUGCAAUAAACGGCAACCUGAGAGAUUACAUCAAGGCUAAAAGUUACUUAAAGGAAGGGAAGGCCCGACAAUUUUUUUAUGAAAUAACUUGUGCUGUGCAAUACCUACAUGCACGGAACAUAAGCCACAGAGACCUCAAGCCUCGUAAUAUCUUAGUCGACGGCAGAGAAACCCUGAAAGUAUGUGACUUUGGGCUCAGCACUCAGUUUAGGCCCGGGCAGAAGUUCACUAAUUUCUGUGGCACAGUGCCCUUCACUGCCCCAGAGAUGUUCUACAAAGACGGCUAUGAUGGCACCGCUGUUGACAUGUGGAGCCUAGGAAUAAUCUUAUACAACAUGCUUGUGGGCAUAAUCCCCUUCCACAUCUUUAACAAUUCCCAGCAGUACAUAUGGCUUCUGCUUCCGAGCAACAUCACGGAAGAAGCCCAGGACCUGCUAAAUCAACUAUUGAUGCUGGAGUGGCAGAAGAGGGCUACCCUAGAUUAUGUCCUCCAGCAUCCUUGGCUGAACCACUCACACGAUGGCAACGGCAGGGAUGUAAAGGCCACUCUCCCCAAAUGCUCAUAUUCAGAGAUCGUGGCCACAAUGACUACCAUGGGCUACAAAGCCUGGAAAAUCCAGGACUCUCUGAGGAAGAGGAAGUUCGAUGACACCAUGGCCACGUACCUCAUUCUGUAUCAUCAGAUGCCCCAGGGCUUGGGCUCCAGCAGUGAUGGCAAACCAAGGUCUUCAGGCAAAGUGCCUUGCCUAGCCCUCUCAAAACCUCCCAUCACUGUGGCUAGGAGGAGGAAGGGCAGUGUCUCCAACCUUCAUUCUUUCACCCUCUUCCAGCAGGAGGAGGAGGACCAAAGUUCACAAGACCUGAGUGUGAAACAUGUCUCCUUGCCCGCUAUUCCCUUCUCCCACAUGGGCAGCCAGGCCGUUUCCAGGCUACCCUGUGAAAAUACUCCAGAGCCUGGGUCCUCCAUUGAGGGCAAUGUCGGCCAAUCCCACUUUGGAGACCUAUCCAGCCUGUCCCUUGGGACUCCCUCCAACAGUGACAACCGGGAAGACUCCGAUGCUGGGAGUGGCAGAGAGCGUACAUCCACCCACCCUCCAGAGGAGGAAAUCCCGGAACAAAAUAGUUCCAGGGCAGAGAACAGACAGCAACGACACCAGAGGGCCAGUGAUCGUGACCUGCAUUCUUUCACUCUUGUGCCCUUGGAAGAAGAGCAGGAGGAGGAGGAGAGCUCAGAGGACACGGGUGUGAGGAAUGUCUCCCUGCCCUCCAUUCCCCUCUACCACAUCGGCGGCAAGGCCAUUUCCAGACUAUCUCCAAGAGCGUUCAUAAGAAAGAGGGCCAGUGAUCGUGACCUGCAUUCUUUCACCCUUGUGCCCUUGGAAGAAGAGCAGGAGGAGGAGGAGAGCUCAGAGGACACGGGUGUGAGGAACGUCUCCCUGCCCUCCAUUCCCCUCUACCACAUCGGUGGCAAGGCCAUUUCCAGACUAUCUCCAAGAGCGUUCAUAAGAUUAUAUCAUGCCAUUGAAAAUCCCAACAACAUGCACCCCAAGCCAGCACCUGCAACUAAUGGCAACCUGAAAAAUUUCAAUACUGCCCAAAAGUACCUGAAAGUCAAGAAGGCUCAUAGACUGUUUUGUCAAAUCACAAUGCCCGUGGAAGAAGAGGAGGAGGAGGAGGAGGAGAGUUCAGAGGACAAGGUGCCCGUGGAAGAAGAGGAGGAGGAGGAGGAGGAGAGUUCAGAGGACAAGGGAGCCCGGCCACCUGCCAUCCACCUGCUGGAACACGGCCCUGAGGCUAUUCAGUCUCUGCUCCAGUGA